AUGACAGGACAGAAGAUCUGGUUGCGCGCUGAAACCAAGCCUGCUGAGGCGCGGUCUGCCUUGACUCCCACCACUUGCAAGGCAUUGAUCGAUGCCGGGUACGAUGUGACGGUCGAGCGCUCCACACAGCGCAUCUUUGAUGACGAGGAAUUCACCAAGGUCGGCGCACCCCUCGUCGAGGAAGGAUCGUGGGUCAAGGAUGCGCCCAAGGACGCCUACAUUCUGGGCCUGAAGGAGCUGCCCGAGGAUGACUUCCCGCUGGAGCAUGUCCACAUUUCUUUUGCCCACUGCUACAAGCAGCAGGGCGGCUGGGAGAAGGUUCUGAGCCGGUGGCCUCGCGGAAACGGCACGCUGCUUGACCUGGAAUUCCUCACCGACGAUGCGGGACGGAGAGUUGCCGCCUUCGGGUACUCGGCCGGCUAUGCAGGCUCUGCGUUGGCUGUGAAGAACUGGGCGUGGCAAUUGACACACCCUGAGGGUGGACCACUGCCUGGUGAAGUUCCUUAUGCUAACCAGGAUCUUCUGAUCGCUUCCGUCAAGGAAUCGAUCGAGGCCGGCAAGAAGGCUUCGGGCCGGUCCCCGAAGGUGCUUGUCAUUGGCGCCCUGGGACGUUGUGGCAAGGGCGCUGUGCAGCUGGCCAAGGACGUUGGUGUCCCCGAGUCCGACAUCCUGCAGUGGGAUAUUGAGGAGACCAAGAAGGGUGGUCCCUUCAAGGAGAUCGUCGAGGAGGCUGAUAUCUUCAUCAAUUGCAUUUACCUGUCCGCCAAGAUCCCUCCGUUCGUGAACGUCGAGAGCCUGAGUUCCCCCAACCGCACUUUGUCCGUUGUUUGCGACGUCAGCGCCGACACGACCAACCCCAACAACCCCAUUCCCAUCUACGAAAUUACCACCACCUUCGACAAGCCCACCGUGCCUGUCACUCUACCCGCCGGCACCCAGGGCUCGCCUCUGAGCGUGAUCAGCAUCGACCACCUGCCUUCUCUGCUCCCGCGUGAGAGCUCUGAGAUGUUUAGUGAAGCCCUCCUCCCCAGUCUCCUUCAGCUGAAGGACCGAUCCAAUGCUCGGGUCUGGAAGCAGGCUGAGGACCUGUUCAAGGAGAAGGUUGCCACUCUGCCGGCUUCGGCGCUUGCUUAA
This is a messenger RNA of Penicillium alfredii, 1134 nucleotides long. It is a transcript of the gene lys1, whose product is annotated as saccharopine dehydrogenase (NAD+, L-lysine-forming). Gene Ontology annotation, cellular component: cytoplasm. NCBI's taxonomy places the organism in Eukaryota, Fungi, Ascomycota, Eurotiomycetes, Eurotiales, Aspergillaceae. Bases 1 to 1134 code for a protein of 377 amino acids. The record is from RefSeq and is a predicted model, not a curated record. Gene Ontology annotation, molecular function: saccharopine dehydrogenase (NAD+, L-lysine-forming) activity. The transcript is spliced from 9 exons.